CAGAGGAUCGCACAACACUUAGGGAAAGAGAAGGAUUCUCGCGGUUGGCGCCCGUUGGGGCAGCUGAGGGGUCGUUGUGAGGGGUUGACCCUGCCCGGCGCCUGCAGCGUGAGGCGAGGGUCGGGUGGUGUCCUGAGCAUCCCGUUUACGAAGACAAAAAUUGCGGCCCCGAGCGAGGGUCCGAGGGUCUGAGGAUGCCUUACAUGACUGAGCGAAUCAGGCGGUGGGCCCCGACUUGCUCUAGCCUUCCUCCUCCCCUUUAAGACGUUUUGAGACACAACUCCGGUUAGAAAGUAUUUAGGUAGUAGCCUGGGCGUGCACGAAGGAGACUUACAAAUGGCCAAUAAACUCGUGGGAAAGGAAAAAAAAAAAAAAAACAACAACAAACUAUGACUCCAGUAAUGAAGAAGAUGCCCAUUUAAGAUCUCAAAAGUAUUCUGGAUUUUGUCUCUCAAGCCCAAAAUAAGUGAACUGAUGGGCAAAAAAAUAAAGAAGGAAGUAGAGCCUUCUCCUAAGGAUGUGUUUGAUCCAUUAACGAUAGAAAGCAAAAAUGCAGCAACUGUGGUGUUGAUGCUUAACUCUCCAGAAGAAGAAAUUUUGGCUAAAGCAUGUGAAGCCAUUUAUAAAUUUGCUUUAAAAGGCGAAGAAAAUAAAGCAACCCUCCUUGAACUUGGAGCUGUGGAACCCUUAACUAAACUGCUGAUCCAUGAAGACAAAAUAGUAAAAAGAAAUGCUACUAUGAUAUUUGGAAUCUUGACUUCUAAUAAUGAUGUUAAAAAAUUGUUAAGGGAGUUAGAUGUCAUGGAUUCCGUUAUUGCCCAGCUUGCUCCAGAAGAAGAAGUGGUUACCCACGAGUUUGCUAGUCUUUGUCUAGCAAACAUGUCUGCAGAAUACACUGGGAAAGUGCAAAUAUGUGAACAUGGUGGAUUAGAGCCACUUAUCAGACUACUGAAUAGCCCAGACCCUGAUGUCCAGAAAAAUUCUAUUGAAAGCCUUUACAACUUGGUACAGGAUUUUCAAUGUCGAAUUGCACUUCAAGAACUAAAUGCAAUCCCUUCUAUGUUAGCUCUCUUGAAGUCUGACUAUCCAGUAAUUCAGUUGUUGACUCUGAAAACCCUGGGUGUUAUUACAAAUGAUAAAGAAUCCCUAACAAUGCUAAGAGAUAAUCAAGGACUGGACCAACUUAUUAAGAUCCUAGAAAGUAAGGAAUUGAAUGACCUUCAUACAGAAGCCCUUUCCGUGAUAGCCAACUGCCUUGAAGAUGCGGAUACCAGGGUGCUGAUUCAGCAGACAGGGGGGCUUCAAAAACUCCUAUCAUUUGCAGAAAGCUCUACAAUUCCUGAUAUUCAGAAGAAUGCAGCAAAAGCAAUUACUAAAGCAGCUUAUGAUUCUGAAAAUAGAAAAUUCUUUCAUGAACAAGAGGUUGAAAAGUGUCUUGUAACCCUUUUGGGUUCUGAAAGUGAUGGAACUAAAAUUGCUGCUUCCCAAGCUAUUUCGGUAAUGUGUGAGAGUUCGGGCAGCAAACGUCUUUUCAAUAAUCAUGGGAUUCCACAGUUGAUUCAGUUGCUAAAAAGUGACAAUGAAGAGGUGAGGGAAGCUGCAGCUCUAGCCCUGGCAAACCUCACCACUUGCAAUCCUGCUAGUGCAAAUGCUGCUGCUGAAGCUGAUGGCAUCGAUUCAUUAAUAAACAUCCUGUCCAGUAAACGAGAUGGAGCCAUUGCCAAUGCUGCCACAGUGUUAACGAACAUGGCCCUGCAGGAGCCCCUGCGCGGGGCCGUGCAGAGCCGAGGCGUCAUGCAGGCCAUCGUCAACCCUCUUCGCUCCGCCAACACCGUGGUGCAGAGCAGAGCGGCUCUCACUGUGGCUGCGACUGCCUGUGACGUCGAGGCCCGGACAGAGUUAAGAAAUGCUGGUGGGUUGGAGCCCGUGGUAGAGCUCCUGCGCUCGGACAACGCAGAAGUCAGAAGGCAUGCCAGCUGGGCGGUGGCGGUGUGCGCCAACGAUGAACUCACAGCCACCGAGUUGUGCAGGCUCGGAGCUUUAGAUAUCCUUGAAGAAAUUAAUCUAUCAGUAAGUCGAAAAAAUAAAUUCAGUGAGGUAGCUUACAACAAGCUGCUCAACAAUAACCUCUCGCUGAAAUACAGCCAGACUGGCUAUUUGUCAUCCAGUGACAUAAUUUGUGAUGGCUUCUAUGACUACGGCCGGAUAAAUUCUGGCACAAAACUUUUGCCUCUGAAGGAGCUCUGCUUACAAGAACUAAAUCAUCGGCGUGCUGUUCUCUUAAUUAACAGUAAAUCUUCCGAUAUUUCUCCACCUCCAUCUUUGGAAGAUAAAUCAGACAUUGGUUAUGGCCGAAGUAUUUCUUCUUCAUCUUCCUUAAGAAGGGCAAGCAAAGAAAAGACCAAUUCUCGUUUUAGUACUGGAUUUGGAUCUCCCACAGAAGAGAAAUCAGAGCCGACUUCUGGGCGAAAUACUGUUCUUAGCAAAAGCGCCACGAAAGAAAAAGGACCAAGGAAAGGCAGAGGAAGAAGAGAAGAGGAAAAAGCAAAAGAGGAGGAAGAGGUUCUGGCAGUACCAAAAUUGACUGGAGAAGGGACCCUUGAUAAAGAAUGGUACCCUCCCUCUGACCCUGACUUCUGUAUCUAUGUAUAUGAGGUGACCAAGUCAAUACUGCCCAUCACAAAUAUUAAGGAACAGAUCGAAGUUCUUGCCAAGUAUGUGGCAGAAAAAAUGGGUGGUAAGAUCGCAAAAGAGAAAAUGAUUUCUUUUGGUUGGGAACUCCACAUAAGUGAGCUAAAAUUCCAACUUAAAUCCAAUGUUGUGCCAAUUGGACAGAUCAAAAAAGGAAUCUUCUACCACCGGGCUUUGCUUUUCAAGGCUCUCGCGGAUCGGAUUGGCCUCAGCUGCUCUCUAGUUCGAGGGGAAUAUGGCCGAGCUUGGAAUGAAGUGAAGCUGGUGAAUGUGUCUCCUAAGGCAGCGACUGGGGGCUUCUCCCUGCCGGAUGUAUACAUUGUUGACCUCAUGUUCCAUCCGGGCGCACUGAUGAAGUUAGGAACUAAAGAGGCCGACCUCUACAGAUUUCUUUAAACUAUCAGAACACAAGGAGGGUUCGAACAGGAAAUGCACUAUAUAUACUUUCUAGAAAGUCCACCAAUUGAUUUUAUUUUCUGUAGAAAUGCGGACUCUUCGGUUGAGCUUUGAUGUCCUUCUGAUUUUUGGCUCUUAGCAAAGGUUCAGACAUACUAUUCUCACUGUUGCUCACAUAAAACUUAUUGUCAAAAUUAACCCAGCCCACCACUUGCUAAGGAGCACCUCUGCCACUAGGGACCACGUGUCAGCGCACACAGCGGCUGUUCUCCAGACAAUGCUGCAGCUGUGACUGCUCAAGAGCCUUCAGUUAAAAACAAAACAAAACUCACUGCUUUUCCAAUUUCUUCAGUCACCUAUCUCACUUUCGUUAAGAUUUUUGAUAGUUUCAGUAUUUGUACAUCUAUUUUGGUACUGUAUUACAAAUUCUACUCAAAAGUUUUGUUCAUAUUUUUAAAACGUAUUAAGAAUGCCGUUUCUAUUUUACUGAACAAUAAUCUUUCAAGCAGUAUUUCAAUAAAGAGUCUGUCUUAUCUGUGUUAACUUAGAAAGCUAUACAUUUAAAUAUUUUUACUGUAUUUGACUAAACAUGUCUGAUAUUUUGGAAAACUUGGAAGUAUAAAAAUAGAGCAAAUUUGCUGAGAAAUUGUAGUUUUAGUAUUGAGCGCAAAAGAGGGAGUAAAUAGACAUUUCAGGUGGUAAGGCCAAGGCAAGGAAUGUGAUGAAUUCCAUGGAGGGUGUAUUUCCUAGUCAGUCAUUAAACCUAAAGUUUACCUGCAGAAUUAUUUUCCUAGAGAGUGUUUUAAAAUGAGAUUUAAUUUAGAAAUGAAGGUGAACCUUAUUUUGUCUGAACCAAUCUAUAUUUAGAAAAGUAAUUCUUUCUUUCUGAAUUAAGUCCUUUAUUUCAAAUGGUGUGGUAAUUAUAUUUAUCACGUAAUUUCAUUACACUGGAGCACAGAUUAUAGGAUACAAACCUAUCUGUUUUAAUACAGAGAACUGUAACAAGAUAAAACUAAAUAAAACUCAGCCAUAUGUGUAAAAUCAGUAAGACCAGUGGUAAGCUUAGAUUUCAAAAUAUAUCCCAGGAAAUGUCAUGCAUUCAUUAGAAAUGAAUGAAAAUUUGAGUCUACUCUCCAGCACCCAACGCAGAGGAGUAUUGUUUCCGUUCUGUGAUUUCUGCCAGGGUCAGCUAGAUUAAAGCACGGAGCAGCUGCUUAUAGGGCAGCGAAGACGAGAGGGAUUUGUCUUUGGGAGAUUCAGAGAAAUGGCAAAUUGUACUGUAGAUAAUAACACUUUCAAAAAUCAAAUCUUCUCAAUUUCUGAAAAGAAUCUUUUCUAGGCCAAUGGCCUAGUAUCAAAGUAGGAUUAGGAAGAAGCUCUUCCAUGCAGAGCCACGAUAAUAUGGUUUGGUAGACACAUUGGGAGGGGCAAGUGCUAAGGAUCUUCUUCAGGAAUUACAUGCCAUGGCCUGGCAUAACAGUAAUGUGGCCAGAACUAGACCCAGACAAUAGGGGGCAGUGUCUGGAGCCACAGAGAUUUGAUUUAGGAUCUAACUGUGGGGAAAAUUCUGGAAACCCUGGCAACAGUUGUGGGUAUGAGGUUUCAAAACAAUUUAUAUCAAGCAAUUUGUAGUUGUUCUUCUAUCAGAAUCAAACCUCAAGUUUCACUUAUGGAGAUAAAAACAUUUCAUUAAAAUUGAUAUCUUUGAAAAUAGCUAUAACCUUAAGAGAGCUAUUAAUUACAUGGUAAAAUGGACAGUUGAGUAGAAUCCUCCUUCACAAGCUUUCAAUCUUUGUACAGCAUCAUAAAUGAGAGUCUGGCACUUGAGUGGCAGCGGCCGAAGUGCUUGAGGUAUCUGCCGAUGCUUUUGCAGGCACAGUAGCAGGGAGCUGAAUCGGAAGUGGAGCAGCCAGGACUCCAACCAGUGCUCAUAUGGGAUGCCAUCAUCACAAGCAGUGGCUUAACACACUGCACCACAAUGCUGGCCACUCUCUGACUUUCAAAUUAAAAAAAAAUCAAGAAACCUUUAUUAUUUAGAUGUUAUAUAACAGCAAUUAUAUGGGCUUUGGAAUCAGAGCUGAGAAUAAGCCUUGCCACUCCAUUUUUCUAACUAUGUGACCUUGAAAAAAUACUUUAACCUCUCUAUUCCUCAGUUUAUUGCUAUGAAAAAUGGAGAUAAACAAUAAUAGCACAUGCUUUACCAUGUACCUGGUGCUGUUCCAUGAAGUUUUAACUCUGCCAUUAACCAAGUGAUGUGACCCACAGUUAGCAAGUGAGAAGAGGGGUCGCAGUGAGGUAAAGUGACUUACCCAAGAUCACUCAUCUAAUAAGAGGCAAGGCUUUGAAUUUCAACAGUUUGGACCCAAAGGCUAAGAUCCCAACCUAUAAGCCUCAUAAAGCUGCUGUAAGGAUAAAAUAAAUGACAAGAGUGGGGCAGGGGCCAUAUGCAAGUGUGUUCAUGUGCUUAUAGUUAAGUUCAUUCCCUUCUGCUUACCUUUAGAUUGUUUUGAGAGAAUUCUUUGUUCUCUGUGUGGCUCUUCCUUUAGAUCCCUAUAUACAGUCAGACAGUAAGUAUUUUAGACUUUGUAGACCAUACAUUCUCUGUUGCAGCUACUACAUUCUGCUACUGCAGCACCAAAGCAGCCACAGUCGAUCCCUAGACAAUAAACAUGUGGCGGGACAGAUCUGGCUUGCUGGACACAGUUUGACAGUCCUAGCUUUACGUGAUGAGCACUUUGAGUGUAAGGACACGGGAGGCACCAAUCCUUGAAUUUUACUUUUCUUGGUUUCUCUUGGCUGAAAUAGUAAUCUGCUUGUUGUUAAUCCAAUGGAUGCCAUAGUAAAUGACUUAUUUUUCAACAAUGAUGAGGAAAAAUCUGACCUAUCUACAAAGGAAGUUAAAUCUUCCUAUCUUAUGUAUUUCUGUUGAGAAUUGUGAAAGAUCUGAGGUUUUACCUACUUACAAGCUAAAUGCCAUAGUUUUGUGGGUGUUGGCAUAAGACAUGAGAAAACUGGGUCACAGAUAAAGGACAUUUUCCACUCAUAGCACAGCAAGAAGCACAAGCCAGACUAUUUGUGUCCAUUUGUCUUGCUCCUUGACUCACAGAGACAACAUGGAUAGACCAAGAUGGACAUCUACAAAUGCGGUGGGCUGGAUUACAGAACCCUAAAUUGAUAGAUUCCAAAACUUUUAUAGUGGCCAGUAGGGGGCAUGCAGUGUUUGCUUCCAAGGCCACACUAACAUCCUUGAAAUGAUAAUCUGGAACAAAGGGGAGUUAGAAAGAUAUGCAAAGUUGCUCAGAGAAGGGUUUCCCAGCAGUUUCAUCAAUUCUUACAGUGUACACUUCACUUAGGCACUUCUCAUAUAUAAAGUAGAGAUGAUUGGCACAUAGUUAAUCAAGAUGUCUUUUAUAUAUACUACAUAUAUAUAUACACUUAUGACAGAAUUACAUAAGAUUGGUCACAAUGGAUCAGCUCAAUGACUGAUGAAGCCAAUUCUUUCUCUGGUAACACCAAAGGAGUAUUCAUGAGAAAGGAUGAUGGAUAUCUUCAUUGUCAUCCUGCUACACCCUCUUUCUAAAUUUUGUCAAAAAGUUUAAGUUGUAAUCCACAUCAAGCCUCACCUUCCUCCGAGAUUCUUCUGAUAUCCUUUGCUGAUGAAUUUCUUGAGCAGUGUGUUUGGCAUUCACUUUGGUAUUUUUUUUUCAUAUUCUUACUGCCUCGAUUUGCUAUUUUUCUUAAUGCAUAUGUAUGUUGUGUAGUGGUGAAGAGCAUACAUGGUCCUUGGAGUCAGAGACUUGGAUUUGAGUCCUAUUUCUUCCAUUCUCAGUUGUAGGAUCUUUAGCAAAUGCCUUGGUUUUCCUCAUC
Molecule: messenger RNA, 6954 nt
Organism: Oryctolagus cuniculus (rabbit)
Lineage: Eukaryota; Metazoa; Chordata; Mammalia; Lagomorpha; Leporidae
Source: RefSeq, a predicted model, not a curated record